Messenger RNA from Drosophila busckii, 3391 nucleotides. RefSeq lists its product as uncharacterized. Gene Ontology annotation, biological process: positive regulation of transcription by RNA polymerase II. Gene Ontology annotation, cellular component: NSL complex. Lineage: Eukaryota; Metazoa; Arthropoda; Insecta; Diptera; Drosophilidae. The transcript is spliced from 8 exons. Bases 23 to 3346 code for a protein of 1107 amino acids. The record is from RefSeq and is a predicted model, not a curated record.
UGAAAAAACCAAAGCAAAGAUAAUGCAGUCUUCCCAAAGCAGCGCCAGCAGCUCUUCCAUUAUUACAUAUAGUCCUAGUAAAUUUAUAGCGAGAGGCAGUCCAACUACUAUCUACACACAGAAAAUGCAAACACACGCAAACACAGGCAUAAGCAGAGCCACAGUAGCAGCAGCAGCAACAACAACAAAAUCAACAGCAGCUGGGGCUGCAGCUAAUGUAAACACAUCGUAUUAUGUAGUUAAGGCAGGUCAACUGGGCAGUGCUUCCAUAUUAAGCUCGCCGCCCAAAGCAACAACAACAGUAGCUUCUACAUCUACGUCAUCUGCGACUGCAACGCCCACAGCAACUGAGAAUUCGAGCACGAUAUCGGCGCCAAGUGAAUCAUCGAUGGAGCACAGCUAUAUCCGUGAUAAUACUCAACGUCAGGACAAUUCGUUGAACUCCAAUGGCUUGGCACCUGCACGCACCAUUCUAGUGCGUCAUGCACCGCAGUGUCCCACCUGCCACACAUAUCCAGCACAUGAGGAGGCAAGUGAAACGCAACAGGCGGUGCCUGUGCCAGCCUAUGAUGAAAUCACAGCCAAAGAGCUAAUGAAUGAAUGCGCACGCAUUGCUAAAUAUGUGCGCAAUAAUAAUUCCGAUGAACAGGACUGGGUAAUGCGCAUUAGUCGUGUGGGUUGGACGCCCAAUCAGCAGUCGCUGUUUGAUAAAGUGGCCGUAAUACUCGAUCAGGAUCAGCUGGCACGCUUGGCAAAUGAUAAGCGACAGCAUGAGGCGAUACAUCGUCGAGUUUCUGUGGACAAAUCGAGCUCACGCAUGCGUCGCGCUUUGGCUAGCGUUGCAUGGGAGCCGCGUGUUACGCAAUGGCUGCAUGCUUUACUUAUGGAGCAGCUGCCUCCGUCCUACAUGGCUUCCUAUUUGGAUAUAAUGCAAACGUUAAAGACGAAGCUGCCUACGCUGACGGAUAAAAUGCUAUUCAGUCGCCCCUUGAACAACAGCCAGGAGCUGCUAGCACCUGUUAUGAAGAAACGCUGGCAGCCAGAAGUAUUGUCCAAGUCGCGGCAUUUGGAGCACAAUGCCAUAAUGGUAGCAGUGCCCACUAUGCCCACCAGUGGCCCAGUGCCUGAACGCAUGCAGAAUUGGUAUCAGGCCUUGGCGAGCAUAACACAAGUGGUGCAAAUAACGCUGCCCAACACAAAUGAUCGCAUUGCAAAACAAAAUCUGGAUCAGGUGGCUGAGACUAUAGUGUCAUUGACGCGCGUGCGCAUACACGAGCUGCGCACGGAGAAUCCUAAUCGUGGCAUUAUACUGGUUGGCUUCAAUGCAGGCGCUGCGCUGGCGCUACAGGUGGCCAUGUCGGAGAGCGUGGCAUGUGUAAUUUGCAUGGGCUUUGCCUACAAUACGCUGCGUGGUCCGCGCGGUGCGCCCGAUGAUCGUCUGCUGGAUCUGAAGACGCCCAUAUUGUUUGUAGUUGGACAGAACUCUGCGCGCACAAGCCAGGAGGAAAUGGAAGGACUACGCGAGCGCAUGCAAUCUGAAUCGACGCUAGUGGUUGUGGGCAGCGCCGAUGAUUCAUUGCGUGUGCCCAAAAGCAAACGACGCAUUGAGGGCGUUACGCAGUCCAUGGUGGAUUCAAUGGUGGUGGAUGAAGUCUAUGAGUUUAUAAACAAAACGCUGACAAAUCCACCGGGACCACGCAUGCCUACCUCGCUGCUGGGCAGCAGUUCGUAUCAGCGUCAGUCCAAGCAGCAGCAGGCUUUAGCUGAGGGUACGGGCGUACCGCAGAAGGCGCUGCCAGGUCAAGCACGCAAGCGCAAGGCAGCUGAUGGAAUGGAUGAGAUUGGACAAGCUGCUAAAACUAAAUUUGUGCCGCACAAGCCGCGUGCGCCCAAGUUGCCCAAGCCAAAGCAACCGCGGCUCAUUGAUCCAUUUGCAGUGAAGCGCAAGGUCGGGCGCCCACGCACGCGUCCCUUGCCCAGCGUGCAGCCCAAAAUCAACAACAACACUGCGGACAAGCAAACGCUGAGCAAUGAGGAAAUGAAUUUAUCCAUAGAGAACAUGCUGGAGGAAACUUUGGAAUACGAUGAAACUCAAGUGACAGCGCUAGCAACAACGCCAGUUGCUGCCAAAUUGAACACACCAACGCUCAAGCCCAACACAUUGUCGCUGGCCAGUGGCACCAAAAUUAAAAUGCUGCCCUCUAAUCAUUUUGUGCAGCUCAAAACGUUGCCCAACUCAGGCAAGCUAAUUAACUAUGCAAUAAACAAGAACAAUAGUCCUGGCAUUGGCAAUAUAGUCAAAACGCUGCCCAGCGGUAGUGGACAGCAGAUAUUUACAUUGAAAACGCCAACAGGACAAACCACACAGUUUGUAACUGCCGUAUCCGGUGGUGCAACAGCUGCGUCAUCCAAUCAACAAAAGUAUACAGUUAUAAAGAAUACCAAUGGCAUGACUAUGCUGCAGGUGACCAAGAACGUUGGCGUGCCAAGUGGCGUUAAUAGCAAUAUGGACUUGUCCAAUAUAAUCGAUAUGCCCAUAGUAUUUGCGGAUAAUGAGGGCAACAUAGCUGAUCAGCAACAGCAGCAGGAGCAGCAGCAGCAGCAGCAGUUGAAGAGCGCCAACGCACCCUUAAUCAUUAGCCAGAAGAUUAUUAAGGAAGCCACCCAGCCAGUCAAGACAGCAGGUUUGGUACCCACCAAAUCCAGCAACAUUGUCAUCAACAAAGGCAUACAGCAGCUGUUUACUACGACGCCCACUGGCGGCAAUAAGCUUGUCUAUGUCAAUCGCAGUAAUAUUAAGCCCAUUACCACAGCUGCAACUGCAACAGCAACAAGUGCACGUUUACCCACAGGCGCCACCGCAUUGCCCAUACGCAUACUCAGCAGUCCGAAGGGCGGCGCAGUUACGCCCAGCAGCAGUCAACCAGUGAUGAUAGAUGCAAAGUCACUCAAUUUACAAACUAUAAAGACCACAGCAGGCGGCACAGUUGCCAUGCGUGCGGCUACUGGCAGCAGCGGCGGCGUCAAGACAUUUCCACAAUUUCAAGUCAUCAAUCAGGCCGAUGGCAAGCAAGCUGUGCGCAGCAUAUACUUCAAAUCCGCGGCUGGACUUAAGCCUGUGCAAAUGCUGGCCAAUCGGCCAAUUGGUGCUGUGCCCAUAACAACGCCAGGUGGCGCUGCAGUGCGUCGUGUGGUUAACAUAGGCCCAGUAACCAAGUCGCCAGUAGCCAUAGGAGCGGCAGCUACAUCCACAGCAAGCAGCAUGGGCAUUUCAUUACAGUCCUCGCCAAAGAUUACAGUCAGUGCAAGCAGCACAGUGGGCGCACCGAAGACGAGUAAGAAUUAAUUAAUUAAUAAGUUAGCAUUAGCUAAAGAUACUCAAAACUCUUUA